Messenger RNA from Letharia lupina, 4455 nucleotides. RefSeq lists its product as uncharacterized. The transcript is spliced from 5 exons. Lineage: Eukaryota; Fungi; Ascomycota; Lecanoromycetes; Lecanorales; Parmeliaceae. The coding region runs from base 1 to 4455 and encodes 1484 amino acids. Gene Ontology annotation, biological process: transmembrane transport. Gene Ontology annotation, cellular component: membrane. Gene Ontology annotation, molecular function: ATP hydrolysis activity; ABC-type transporter activity; ATP binding. The record is from RefSeq and is a predicted model, not a curated record.
AUGGAGCGCUCCCCAAGCCCCUCCUCCAUUGCUGGCUUGACUGCCUUGGUACUGGUAUUCUUCACGUCUGUUCCGGCCUUUUCGAAACUCUUCAAGAGCGCGACAUCAGAAGCGAGGGAUAAUGCACCUAAUGAGACCUCCAACUUAUACGAAGACGAAGAUGGCAUUGCCACCGAGGAGACACAGAAAGGAUAUACUGCAGUCUUGCCUAAACGUCCUAUUGUCGAGGAAGGGGGCAUGUUCGUCGACGGCCAGUACACCGUGUCGGCGCUCGGUCGGUAUACAUUCACCUGGGCAGGGCUUACGCUCAUUUUAGCAAGGAAGAAGAAAACUCUUGGCUUAGAUGACUUACCGAAUUUGCACGUGGAAGGGCGCUCCGCCUACCGUCAAGAAUACUUCAGUACAUUGAAACCAAAGGAUCAGCUGUGGAAGACUUUGGUCUUCGCUCAUCUUCCAGAACUUCUCUUCCAGGCUCUCUUUACAACAUUGCAGUCCGUUGCACAGUUCGUACCUCAGCUCGUUCUGUAUCAAUUGUUAAAGCGCCUCGAAUCGCGUACUAAAGGCGCCUCAGCAGGCGGGUCGACUUGGGGAUUGGUGAUUGCCCUUGGACUGGCCAUUAUACUCUCAGCCUGGACUCAGGCUUGGCUACAUUGGAUAGUUUUGGCUAGACUAGGACAGCCACUCCGGACGGAAUUAUCGGCUAUGAUCUUUAGCAAAGCCACCCGUCGUAAGGAUGUGAAAGGCGUGCUGCAACCCAAGCAGGCUACCGAUGUUGAUGCCGUGAAUGGAACCAGUAUUCCCACUGCUUUUUCAGGAAUCAACGACCAAAAGACCGCGGAAACACAUCCGAUGUCGGGUUCGACCCCGGGUCAAGCCGAAACUGCGACGGCGGAAGACGCAUCAGAGGAAGAUACCCAGAAGAGCCGUCAGAGCACCAUCAACCUAUUGGGAGUGGACGCAAAGCGUGUCUCGGACUUUGCCAUUUACUAUUAUCUGAUUCUCCAAACAGUCGUCAUGUUGACAGUCAGUAUAGCGUUCUUGAUCAAGCUGAUCGGCUGGAAAAGCUUGCUCGCUGGACUAUCUGUAUUUGCGAUCGCAUUACCACUCAACAUCUACACUUCGAAAAGCUACAGCGAUGCCCAGGGGGACAUCAUGAAGGUCCGAGAUCAGAAGAUGAUCGUCAUUACCGAAGCACUCCAAGGCAUUCGGCAAAUCAAAUUUUCUGCCCAGGAACAGCAGUGGCAAGAGAAGAUCGGCAAGAAGCGUGACGAAGAGCUCGCAACACAGUGGAGGGUGUUUCGCUUGGAUACGGGUCUACUUGCUAUCUGGAUUCUUGGACCGGUAAUGUUAAGUGCUGUCUCUCUCUCCGUAUAUUCAGUACUCAACAGUGGUCUCUCGGCAUCGGUGGCAUUCACCUCUAUCACGGUAAUGGGAUCGAUGGAAGUUUCAUUAGCUGUCUUGCCGGAGGUUAUCGCGGAUUGUCUGGAAGCCUGGGUGUCAGUCAAAAGGAUCAAUGAAUACCUCAAAGCUCCAGAAAGGGACCCCUAUAUUAUUUCAGGCGACGCCAUUGAUUUCAAGGAUGCAUCAGUUGCUUGGCCAUCGGACUCACAGGAAGAGGAUCCUGACCGUUUCAUCCUGAAGAACAUCAGUGUCCGGUUCCCAAACAAGGAGUUGAGCGUCAUCUCUGGCAAGACAGGGUCGGGCAAGAGCCUCUUUCUGGCGUCGAUCCUUGGGGAAGCAGACUUAUUGGCUGGACAAGUCAGAGUUCCUCAAGCACCUUCUUUCGAAGAGCGCUUCGACAACAAGGCUAACAGAAGCGACUGGAUUAUUGACCCAGCCAUCGCAUUUGUAGCUCAGAUUCCUUGGAUUGAAAAUGCCACCAUCAAGGAUAAUAUACUCUUUGGUCUACCUUUUGACUCUGGCCGCUACAAGAAAGUGCUCAAUUGCUGUGCUCUGGAGAGGGACCUGGACCUGCUCCCCGAUGGCGAGCUUACUGACAUUGGCGCCAAUGGCAUAAAUCUCUCAGGAGGGCAGCGUUGGCGCAUUUCGUUUUCGAGAGCUUUGUACUCACGGGCAGGCAUCCUUGUCCUCGAUGACAUUUUCAGCGCUGUGGAUGCUCAUGUCGGGCGGCAGCUCUUUGAGGACGCCCUGACGGGAGAGCUCGGCACUGGAAGGACACGCAUCUUGGUGACCCAUCAUGUGGGCCUUGUCCUGCCCAAGACGGCGUACACGGUGGUUCUUGGUGAAGGUACAGUACAACAUGCCGGCCUUGUAGAAGACCUGAAAGCCACCGGUGUGCUCGAAGAAAUUAUGAAGCAGCAACAAGAGGGUCAUGCAAAAGAUCUCAAGAAGAACGUAGAGGCGCUACAGCAAGCAGAACAUGCAGCCAACGGUAGCCUCAGUAAAGUGUUAUCACACGCCUCAGCCACGACGAACAAGAUUGACGAUGGUGAGCUGGACAUCCAAGGAAAGGCACAGCCGAAGAAGUUCACCGAAGAUGAAAAGCGAGAGACUGGGCGAAUGAGUCUCAAUAUCUACAAGCAGUAUCUCGUAUCCAGUGGCGGUUUCUGGUUUUGGGGUCCCAUCAUGAUCCUUUACGCUGUCUACCAAGGGCUGAUCUUAGGAAGGUCCUGGUUCAUCGGUAUCUGGACAAGAUCGUACAAGACCGAAUCUCAUUCGUUCUUCGUCCAAAUGCUCCCAUAUAACUACUCUCCUGUGAGGGGUAGUGGUUACAAUACCCAGACCUCGAAUGACAAUUUGUCUUUCUACUUGGGUAUCUACAUCGGACUUAGCAUUGUCAUAUGCAUCUUCGGAACCUUGAGGUACUUCUUCGUUUACAUGGGAUCAUUGAGAGCAUCUAAGAAGCUCUUCGAGGACUUGACAUACGCGGUCCUCAGGGCGCCGUUGAGAUGGCUGGAUACCACACCUGUCGGCAGAACACUAAACAGGUUUACCGCCGACUUUGCUGCAAUCGACUCAAGAUUGGGUAACGAUAUAGGUUUCCUUCUCUAUCACAUUCUCGAGUUGGUAGGUAUCAUCAUCGCGGGCUUGUUCGUGUCACCUAUCAUGCUUUUGUUCUCACUCAUACUACUACUCCUGUGUGGAUGGGUCACUGGAUGGUAUCUUUCCGGUGCUCGUGAAGUCAAGCGGCUCGAAAGCAAUGCGAAAAGCCCCAUUUUCGAACAGUUCGGUUCAGCUCUCGCAGGGAUUGGCACCAUUCGGGCCUUCGACAAGACCGAUGUAUACAUUGAGAGAAUGUUUGCUAAAAUCGAUACACAUGCAAGGGCAUAUUGGUUCCUCUGGCUAUGCCAAAGAUGGCUGGCGCUCCGGUCAAAUGCCAUUGGUGCUGCGUUUUCCAUCCUGGUUGCUGCUGUCAUAGCUUUCUACGGCAUCGAAGCUUCGCUCGCUGGCUUUGCUUUGAGUUUUGCACUCCAAUACAGCAGCGCAAUCUUGUGGACAACCCGAUGCUACGCAAAUUGCGAACUCAACUUCAACGCGGUGGAAAGAGUUGCAGAAUAUGCAAAUCUGCCCAUUGAGAACCAAAGUGCGAGCGUCAAAGUCCCGGCUGCUUGGCCUACCGAGGGUCGGCUACAGGUCUCAAACCUCGUUGCAGGCUAUGCGGCAGAUCUGCCACCAGUCUUGAAAGGUCUCUCGUUUUCUGUGGAGAAAAAUCAGCGUGUUGGCGUAGUAGGCCGCACUGGUGCUGGCAAAUCUUCACUCACAUUAGCUCUUUUCCGCUUCUUGGAGGCACGCGAGGGCUCCGUACACAUCGACAGCAUCGAUGUUUCGAAGAUCAGUCUCCACGACCUAAGGAGCCGCAUUGCGAUCAUACCACAAGACCCAGUCCUUUUCUCCGGCACAGUCCGCUCGAAUUUAGACGCGUUUGACCAGCACACAGACUCCGAACUCUACGACGCGCUUCAGCGUGUGCAUCUCAUCCGCACAACAGGCACCACUUCUCAAGGUGAACUCGCCGAAUCAGGCUCGGGCUCAGAUACACCCAUCCCAGCAAUUGCACCAGACACCAACACCAACACCAACACCUUCAGAUCCCUCUCCUCUCGCAUCUCUGAAGGCGGUCUCAACCUCUCCCAAGGCCAGCGUCAACUCCUCUGCCUUGCCCGUGCCAUCGUCUCCCGCCCCAAAAUCAUGGUGCUCGAUGAAGCGACGUCAGCCGUUGACAUGGCAACCGAUGUUCUCAUCCAACGCAGUAUCAGAGAAGAGUUUCAGGAUUCGACGUUGAUCGUAAUUGCGCAUCGAUUGAGCACGAUUGCUGAUUUCGACAAGAUACUGGUGAUGGACGAUGGGGUGGGGGUGGAAUUCGAUGGGCCGGAGGAGCUGUUGGGGAAGGAUGGGGGUGUAUUUAAGGGGAUGGUGGAGCAGAGUGGGGAGAGGCAGCGGUUAUGGGAUAUUAUUGGGGGCUUUGCAGAAGGAGAAGGAAGGGAAGGGGAAUGA